Molecule: messenger RNA, 382 nt
Organism: Capsaspora owczarzaki ATCC 30864
Lineage: Eukaryota; Filasterea; Ministeriida; Capsasporidae
Product: 40S ribosomal protein S29
Exons: 3
Coding region: 24-194 (56 amino acids)
Biological process (GO): translation
Cellular component (GO): ribosome; cytosolic small ribosomal subunit
Molecular function (GO): zinc ion binding; structural constituent of ribosome
Source: RefSeq, a predicted model, not a curated record
GCUCGCUCUCUCCUCCAUUGACAAUGUCCCACGAGUCUGUCUUUUACAGCCACCCCAGGAAGUUCGGCCCCGGCUCCCGCCAGUGCACCGUCUGCUCCAACCGUCACGGUAUGAUCCGCAAGUACCACCUUGACAUGUGCCGUCAGUGCUUCCGCCAGUACGCCGCCGACAUCGGCUUCAUCAAGUACCGCUAAGCCUUUUCAAAGCGCUGAAGCAAGGAUUGUUUUCUCUGCUCGACCUUAGCGUUUUUGAUUUUUUUGCUGAUUCAGUGCCCCCUCUAUCGACCCGGGUUUCUCCUGGUUGUGAUCUGAAGUCUGUCUAGUGUCGUUGCUUUGCUUGCUGUUAUCAUAAUGGAUGCGCAAUGAAGAUUUUCGACUCGCCA